Colletotrichum chrysophilum is the source of this 654-nucleotide messenger RNA. RefSeq lists its product as uncharacterized. Lineage: Eukaryota; Fungi; Ascomycota; Sordariomycetes; Glomerellales; Glomerellaceae. The record is from RefSeq and is a predicted model, not a curated record. Bases 1 to 654 code for a protein of 217 amino acids. The transcript has a single exon.
AUGUCUUUCAGAUACCUUGCCACCAUGGCCAUCCUGGCCUCCGCCGCUCUGGCCAAGACCGACCUCACCGGCUGCACUUCCUCCGACUCCGUCGUCACGCCUUCCGGCGGCGGCACUCCCUACGCAACCCGUGUCUACUACGUCCCCGACACCGGCGAGAUCUGCGCCGCUCUCGACUGCGGCGGCGGCCGCGCCCCUCCCAAGACGACCGUCCCGGGAUGCCCUUCCUACGAGGGCACCGAGACCUACUCCCCGUCCUUCCUGCCCCUCAAGACCACUUCCGCCGUUGUCGCCCAGUCUACCCAGGCCACCGUCACGACCAUGACCCCCAAGGGUGACUCGACUGCCUCUGCCUCCGGCUCCGGCUCCGUCACCGCGGCCGCUGACAGCAGCUCCAUGAGCGGCAGCAAGUCGGACGACGUCCAGGUCCAGACCGACACCCUCUUGACCGUCACCAGCUCCAUGGCGGCCACCACCGCGGCACCCGGCAACGGCACCAUUGCUACGACUGGCAGGUCUGGCAGCAGGACGACUGGCACCGGCGCUGGCGCCUCCGGCUCGCCUACCAGCGUCCCCAACGGCGCUGCCGCUGGUGUGUCCAACAUGUUCGGCCUCAUGGCUGGUGUUGCACUCGGUGCGGCUGCGUUGCUGUAA